Schistocerca serialis cubense is the source of this 4642-nucleotide messenger RNA. It is a transcript of the gene mRpL18, whose product is annotated as 39S ribosomal protein L18, mitochondrial. Gene Ontology annotation, biological process: translation. The transcript is spliced from 5 exons. Gene Ontology annotation, molecular function: structural constituent of ribosome; 5S rRNA binding. Bases 89 to 622 code for a protein of 177 amino acids. The record is from RefSeq and is a predicted model, not a curated record. Lineage: Eukaryota; Metazoa; Arthropoda; Insecta; Orthoptera; Acrididae. Gene Ontology annotation, cellular component: ribosome; mitochondrion.
UGUAAGAAAUGUGUGUUCAAAUGUUUCGCGGCGUUGGAGUGUUUGUUAUUUGUUUAUACGUGGUGCUAGAGCUAGGGGAAGGAGAAGAAUGAUACAAACAGCAAAAGUAUGUCGACAUAUUAGACAAUAUUGCAGUAAAGCAGACCAGAUCAACAACAAUGAAAUAACUUCCAUGUUUUAUAACAGGAAUCCUCGUAAUCUGGAACGAUUACGAAUUGCAUACAAACCAAGAGGGUAUGGUCUUGAAGCUCCAGGAAGAGAAUACUGGCACAGACUGUCACUGGAGCAGAAGAAUAGGUAUGUUGUUGCAAGUAUUGUACAUAAUACAGGAGUGAUCGCUGUGACAGCAUCUACAGCUGAAAAUGCAAUCCGUCGCCAUUUGUACAGGCCUACAGAUGUCUCAGCAUACCAUAAUCUAGGUCGUGUUCUGGCACAGAGAUGUUUGGAGUCUGGUAUUGCAGAAAUCUACUCCAGUCUUUCACCAGAUCAAGGUGAAAAGGUUGCAGCUUUCGUUGGCGCCCUGGAAGCAGCAGGAAUUUCUCUGGCUGAACCAAAAAGGUUUUUUGCCCCUCGACCUUGGGACAUGCACAGGAAAGAAAAGCCAUGGGAAGUAACUGAAUAGUUUGCACAUGCCAUUUGGUGUAUAUUUUGCAAUCUAUUGUGACAGAGACAAAAUCUCAAAACUGCUAUUGAAUGUCACGUUGUGAAAAUAGUGGAUUAAGUGUGCUGGCAUUUCAGAUGAUGUUUUGACAUGUGUAAAUAUGGGUUUGGUAAUCAUAUCAUCAAGCAGUGCAUAAAGUUGUGAUAAAAGAUAUUGUUGUAGUGUGAUUAAAAAUAAAAGUAUGAAAAUAUACAAUUGUUUGUUGUUGGGGUUUGGUAAUUUUAAUCUAUGGAGUAAUUUUGUUUGAUGUUGGAAAUUAUUUGAAAGAUCUAAACUGCUCAGUAUUUGUGCAGUUACAUGGUGAAAUAAUGACUUUAUUGAAAAGAAAUCUGUAGAAUUUAUCAUUCCUCUUUUCAUAAUCUAAUUUAAUUUCUUGUGUUUAGAACCUACCAAUAAGAAUAACAGAGGAAAAAAGCAGUUAAGUCUCUUAGAAAUGACUGUGUCGUUCUUCAUUCUGUCAUCUCAUCCCACAACAUUUCUUCAAGACAGUUACUUGACCCUUUCAGGUGCUUAACACUGCUCUUGCCAGUGACAGAUGUGCUAACUAUGCAUUCAACAGAGGUCUCAGGAAAGGCUAAAGUGUAAAAACUCUUAUGCUUGUGGAUACGUUGGGAACAAAAUGUGUCACAGUGUUAGUGUGUGAGUGUGGGGGGUUGCACUUGCACUAUGUGCCUCGUCUUUCUGCCACAUGAAAUGUACACCUCGACCAAUUCCUCCAUUUAUAUCAUCCAGCACAACGGUCAGUGAUGAAGUCAUUUUAAGCUCAAUCUCUUAUUCUGAUGUGCCUUGGAAACAGAACAGAGAAUAUUUUGUACACUUUUAUGUCCCUUAUGUAUAUUUGAUAUUGAACUCUGUUCACAAAAUUUCACCAUUUCUGACAUUCAUAACAGCUACAUUUUCAGAGCAUUAUUUCUCACCCAUUAUUUUGCAUGUUCAAUUUGGUGUGACUGAAACAUCCAGUAAAUCCUGCAAAUUGCUAUUGCUGUUGCCAUUGCCAUGUGUUCAGAAUUGUGUGUUGAGACUUACAUCCAGCUUGUACAUAAACAAGAUUAUUUUUCACCUGAUUGUUUUAUUUUCCAUUAUUUUUGAAUAUUCAAUUUGACCAAUGUGAAGUCGUUGCAAGAAUAAUUGACUAGUGUUUUAGAUAGCCAAAUAGAAAUUUUCGAUCUUCUCCAGGUUUGUGUGUCAGCGGUCAGCAUGGUGCUUGUUUGACAGCUAGGAGUUAAAGAAAGACAUUUGUGAAAUAUUCAUUGCUAAAUUUCUAUCUUUCAUUGCACAUUAGUGGAAUCUUCUCCAGCGAUGCUCCACUUCACUGUGUCUCAGCCUUCGCAAUCAGUGUCAACAUAGGCAGCACCUAAGACAGCAGAUCAGAGGCAAGUUUGUUUGUAGUAGGACCUACUUCCAGAUAAAAGUACUUUGUGAAGAGGGUUAUGGUUUGUCUUCUUUCCUGAAUCGUUGUAUUUUCAAAUAAUGGGUCUAGAGCCUUAUCAUGAAUGUACUUGAUUGAAAUGCAAUUGUGGUUACAUUUUCUUCACUGUCAUUUCCUAGCACGUAUUACUGAUGAAUUUGAUUUAUUUCCUUCUGAAGACAAUCAAAUUCUGAAGAUACAGAAACCUGUGGUUUCUGUGAUGAAGUAAGUGUUCUACCCUGAUGAGAUCCUGUAAACUCUCUUCACACUUUUCAGUAUCCUGUGUAACAAGAGAAUUACCCAGUAGAUGUUGUGAACCUUAUUUUCCUGCCAACAGCAAUAUUCUGUAAUGAAUGCCAGAUCAGGUGUGUAAAGCCAUUGAGGAUAUGAAGAAAGGAAAGAUACCAGGAGAUGAGGUGCUUCAGUAAAAAUGGUUAAUGCUGGAUGCAAAGUAGUAAAACAAAUUAAAAAAAAAAAAAACUUGCAAAAUGGUUACAUGUGCUUGCAGAAGAUGUUCCAGUGUAAAGUCAAAUGCCGGAAUGCCAAUAGCGAAUGUUAUAGCAUAGAGAGCUGUGAAGAAGACGUCAGAUAGUUGCAUGUAGACCGACCCCUCUCUACAAUGACAACCCAAUGACAGUGCCCUCCGCAUGAAGAGGACAUAAGCACCGCGCCUCCUGGCUGCAGCCCAGUUGAAGACUAGCAGUUCUGCAACUUCCACAGCGGCAUCAAGAAUAGGCACUUGUGUAGCAGUGACUUAGGAACUGUAUUACUUCUCUUGUAUUACAAAUUGUAUAUACUGAAGGGAUUUUUUCUUUGUCUGUCACCCUUUGUACGUGACAUGUCUGUAUCUCACAAAGUUAAGUAUGAGAUAAUUUCAGAAAAUCAGGAGAAUGCUGUAAUUCUUCUACUUCACAAAAAACAAAUUUGAACUUUUGUAAGAUUACUGCCUUUAAAGUCCUUCACACAGUGUUUUCUGUGCAAUUAAGUUGAAGAAUAAAUAGAUACGGUCAGUGUUUUAAUGGCAAUCAUUGAAUGUUUGAUUUUGAUUUUCAUGCUAAGACGUAUAGUGUGUCCCAGGAAAAAUAAUAAUAUUCAGGGAUGUGACAGGUAUGCUAAUUUGAAACAAAAAGCUUCACAUGGGCAUAUGCCCCAUUUUGAAUGAUUUCUGAGAUAGAACACAUUUAAUGUGCUUUUUUGUAUGGGUUAGUGGUGCACAUAUUUGUCUUAUCCAUCCCAUCUCUUUGGCAUUUUGUUCUAGUCGAAUCUACCUCGCUGCUUUUGGCCUAUUUGCCCAGAUGUCUUUAUGGUGUUACAAUGGCCUGUUGAAUACACAGUUGUCCACGUGUGUCAUGAGUGAAGUAGUGCAAGUGCAAGUAUAUCAGAGAGAAGCAAGUUGAACUGUGUUUGCAGUUGUAUUGGAUAGAAUGUCGCACACCUGCACCAAUGAAGAAUAUGCAGGUAUGGUGUGUGUUUAUGGCUUCUGCGAUAAUAGUGCUGCUGCUGCUGAAGAAUAUUGAUGGCAGUUUCCAACACAUUGAAUUCCUGAUCAUAGAUAGUGUACCAGAGUUUUCUGAACAUUGUGUGAAACACAAUUCCCAUUUUUCUUCUGAAUGUGUAGUUCAAGAAUCUUUGCAGGAACAGCAACACAUUGUUGAAAUUGUGGAGUGUAGUCCUAUGACCAGCACACAUUGACUUUUUGCAUGUAUCAGUGUCCCACAUAGCGAACACUAUGUGUGAAAAACUUGUACCCAUUUCACGUACGGCAUGUCCACAGUCUUCACAUUGGUGUCAAUGCCACAUGACUUGAAUUUUUUCACUGGUUAAAUGACAAUAGUCAUUAGGAUCCUUUAAUACCAUACGUUCACACUGUAUGGAAUCAGAAACACACAUAAUAAUUGUCAGUGGUUGCAGUAAAAUCCACUUGCUUCCGUGGAAACCAAUUUCAGAGAUUGUUUUUUGAACGAUGUUUGAUGCGGCAUGAUGAAUAACAUGGCGAUUGGUCCAGUCAUUUUAGAACACUUUUUUUGAAGACUUUGAAGAUAUUCCUCUGCCGCACAGACUGCGAUGUACUUCCAGCAUGACGGAGCUCCUCCACAUUUUGUCAGAUAUUGGAAGGAACAUUUCAACCACACUUACCCUAAUUACUAGAUUGGUCAUAGUAGUACAAUUAACUGGCCGCCAAUGCCAAAGAUACACCAUUACAUUUUGCUUUAUGGAGCUGGUUUAAGUCUGAGGUGUACAAACAAAAGGUGAAUAUGUGUAUUUUUUUCGCGUCAUGCACACUCCUGUCCUCCUCAGUGAACCUACAGAGGCACUCUGGUAAGCAACACAACAUAUUCUCUGAAGAGUGUACAAAUGCACUGAAGAUGAGAGUGGGAUAUUCGAAAGUUUAUUGUGAACCUUACAAUAACUGUAAUGUUACAUGUACGAUAAUGCAUUGAGCAGAAUGUAUUACAAAUGUGUAUAUUUCAAUUGAUAUUUUGUGAAACACUUGUAGUUAAAUAAUAGUUGUACAUGUAGAAAUCUGACAAUGUUAUGGAUAACACAGAAAAUAAAUAACAGUGUAUGUUAAA